CCUCUCCCCGCCUGAGUACACCCAAUUGUCAGUCCAUUUGCCGGAGUAAACAUGACCUACUUCCACCGUGGUCACACUAUUUCCGCCGGCGGAGAACAUCCAUUGAGUAACUCCUCCUCAGACCCGGCUGGUUCUACCCUCCUGGAAGGACUCGUCGCUGCCACUAGGGCGCUGGACGCCAUUAAUGUCGUCCCGCUCGAUCGCGUCACGCUAUCGAAGGAUCGUGCGCGCCUACAGGGUCGCGUUCAAUGCUGCAAAUCUCUGUCGGCUGAACAGGGAGGAAGUCUCGGGCUGCCCUCAGAAACUUUGUCCGAGAUUUUCGUUCACUGCCUUCCUGAAGACCUUGAAAUUGCCAAUGUUCGUGAAGCACCUUUGGUUCUAACUCGAGUGUGCCGUUACUGGAGGGAAGUGGCGUUGGCGACUCCCUUCUUAUGGAGUGGCUUGGGAAUACCAAGCAAGUCCCAUGGCGCGAAGCAUAUGGAGUCUAUGGAAAAGUGGCUUUCCCGAGCGGGAGUCCUUCCACUUCACUUGGCAUGGCGGGAAUCCCUCACCCUCUGGGAUAGGAUCACGGUCAAUACAGUGGGCCCAGAACUGAUAAAGAGAUACAUUGAACAUUGCAAAGUUCUCGACUUGGGCCUUGUGCAAGGUGACUUCGCCCGCUAUUUCAUUGCCGAUGAACUGCCGCUGCUGGAAAAGCUCUGUCUGGUCCACUACAAGAAACGACCCUGUACCUGCGCAGGCGAACAACAUACUACGAGGCUUCCACGGCUGAAAGAUCUCGUUUACUUCUGGUCACACCCUAAUCAAUAUGAUUUUCUCGUUUUGCCUUGGGCGCAGCUGGCCAGUCUGCAUAUUGGCAUUCGAGGGCCACAUUGCGUCCCUCACGUUCCUCAGGUUAUUGCGCAGUGUCGACAGCUGGAAGCCCUCAAGCUUGACAUCCUAAACGACUACCAGGACAAAGUAGAACUCACUUGGCCCUCUGGAAUACGUCCCUUUCCGCUUCCGAAGCUCAGACUCCUGACGAUAAGCUCGGAGGCAUCACUCCCGCGGAGCGGAUCUGUUCUAUCUCGCCUAGUCCAUAACCUCAUUCUUCCUGAACUCGAAGUCCUCGCCUUGACUGAAGCGUGGGGUUCAUCGGAUCUUUGGACGAAACUGCUCGCCCGCUCGCGCUGUCCCCUACGGGAGUUGAACGUCACUACUUCAUCUGAUUUCCUUCCUCAGCCGCAAGAUUUAAUGCAGUUGCUCAAGGUGGCUAAGUCCUUACAGGACGUAAGUAUCUGCGCCGCUUCGUAUACUUUCAGUGCUGGUGCAAUGCACCUUGUCGACUGCCUCUUGAACGGGACAUGCUCAAGUGAUCCCUCCCUCUCCAUGUCAGAGCUGCAAGCACUCCGGUUGCAGAUCAAUUGUUCGACUAUGGAGGACUACAACCUCUUUGCGCAGACCCUACAACCUAUGCUAGCUUCCCCCACUGUAUGCAGCGGGAAUCGCGGAAGGGAUCGUCUUCGGGACGGAUCUGUAUAUCUUUGCUGUACCGCAGAGGAGGAGACCACGGAGCUGCACUGGCCCAUUCAAAUAGGGAAGAAAAGACAUUGCCAGGAGCAUUCUGAAGCCAUCAACGACCUCGUUUCGGUUGAGUGA
Molecule: messenger RNA, 1638 nt
Organism: Gloeophyllum trabeum ATCC 11539
Lineage: Eukaryota; Fungi; Basidiomycota; Agaricomycetes; Gloeophyllales; Gloeophyllaceae
Exons: 2
Coding region: 52-1638 (528 amino acids)
Source: RefSeq, a predicted model, not a curated record